GCGAGAGGAUCCUGGGCUAUGCGGAGGAGCCUUGCUACCUGUGGUUCGUCAUGGAGUUCUGCGAAGGGGGAGACCUCAACCAGUAUGUGCUCUCACGAAGACCCGACCCAGCGACAAACAAGAGCUUCAUGCUGCAGCUGACCAGCGCCAUUGCCUUCCUGCACAAGAACCAUAUUGUCCACCGGGACCUGAAACCAGACAACAUCCUGAUAACCGAGAAGUCUGGCACCCCUGUUCUCAAGGUGGCCGACUUCGGGCUGAGUAAGGUCUGCGCUGGCCUGACUGCUCGGGGCAAGGAGGGUGGGCAUGAGAACAAAAAUGUGAAUGUGAACAAGUACUGGCUGUCUUCGGCUUGCGGCUCCGAUUUCUACAUGGCGCCCGAGGUCUGGGAGGGACACUACACUGCCAAGGCUGACAUCUUCGCCCUCGGCAUCAUCAUCUGGGCCAUGAUUGAGAGGAUAACUUUCAUUGAUGCGGAGACCAAGAAGGAGCUGCUGGGGACCUACAUCAAGCAGGGGACCGAGAUUGUGCCCGUUGGGGAAGCGCUGCUAGAAAACCCAAAGAUGGAGCUGCACAUCCCUCAGAAACGCAGGACUUUGAUGUCUGAAGGGAUCAAGCAGCUCUUGAAAGACAUGUUGGCUGCUAACCCGCAGGAUCGACCUGAUGCCUUUGAGCUUGAAACCAGAAUGGACCAGGUUACAUGUGCUGCUUAA
This is a messenger RNA of Fulmarus glacialis (Northern fulmar), 713 nucleotides long. Its product is annotated as serine/threonine-protein kinase 35. Gene Ontology annotation, molecular function: ATP binding; protein serine/threonine kinase activity. The record is from RefSeq and is a predicted model, not a curated record. Gene Ontology annotation, cellular component: cytoplasm; autophagosome. The transcript has a single exon. Gene Ontology annotation, biological process: protein autophosphorylation; autophagy; autophagosome organization. The annotation marks the transcript as partial. NCBI's taxonomy places the organism in Eukaryota, Metazoa, Chordata, Aves, Procellariiformes, Procellariidae.